This is a messenger RNA of Otolemur garnettii (small-eared galago), 1339 nucleotides long. Its product is annotated as histone H2AX. The transcript is spliced from 2 exons. Gene Ontology annotation, biological process: DNA damage response. Gene Ontology annotation, molecular function: protein heterodimerization activity; structural constituent of chromatin; DNA binding. The record is from RefSeq and is a predicted model, not a curated record. Gene Ontology annotation, cellular component: nucleosome. Bases 70 to 501 code for a protein of 143 amino acids. Lineage: Eukaryota; Metazoa; Chordata; Mammalia; Primates; Galagidae.
AGACUGCGGCGAGUCUGUGUUUUCCAGUCUCUGUGAGGGGUUGCUCUUCACCGGUCUACCUCGCGCAAUAUGUCGGGCCGCGGCAAAACCGGCGGCAAGGCCCGUGCUAAAGCCAAGUCGCGCUCAUCGCGCGCCGGUCUCCAGUUCCCGGUGGGCCGCGUGCACCGGCUGCUGCGGAAGGGCCACUACGCCGAGCGAGUCGGCGCCGGCGCGCCGGUGUACUUGGCGGCGGUGCUGGAAUAUCUCACCGCCGAGAUCCUGGAGCUGGCCGGCAACGCGGCCCGCGACAACAAGAAGACGCGGAUCAUCCCCCGCCAUCUCCAGCUAGCCAUCCGCAACGACGAGGAGCUCAACAAGCUACUGGGCGGCGUGACGAUCGCCCAGGGAGGUGUCCUGCCCAACAUCCAGGCCGUGCUGCUGCCCAAGAAGACCAGCGCCACCGUGGGGCCGAAGACGCCCGCCGGCGGCAAGAAGACCACCCAGGCCUCUCAGGAGUACUGAGGGGCACCCGCGCCGCGGCCGCCCAGUCCUCCCCAUGCCACCACAAAGGCCCUUUUAAGGGCCACCACCGCCCUCACGGAAAGAGCUGAGCCACGUCGGGCCGCCGGACGGGCGGGCCGUGCCGCCCGGCUUCCCUCCCUUUGCGCGCCGCCGCCCGGCCCCCCGCCUCAGCGCCCCCGCCCCGCGCCCGCACGGCUCACCGCGUCGGCCUCCGGCCGGGUCCGUGGCGCUCGGGCCUGUCCCAUCUCCUCGGAGGAAGGGCUCCAGGUCUCUCGGGCGCCUUCCCAGGGGCGGCCGGGGCGCAGCACCUGGCCGCCUCGGCACUCGUGACUCCGCCGCCCGGCCCUCCGACUCGCUGAUGGGCCCCGCAAAGGCCGCCGCGCCUUCUGGAAGACUCGGCGUUCUGCUCUGAGGUUGCGCGGAAGGGGCAGCCGAGGCCGAGAGGCUGGCGACCCUGAAGGCCUGUGCGGUGUGGCCGGGACCUGGCACUUGGUACGUGCACGCCCUUCUUCCAGAGGACUGCCUCCUAGGAAGACGUUUGGGGAGGGCAAAGACCUGGAGGCCGGCUUAACAGCUGGCCGUGUGGACAGCAGUUGUGCUUUCCCUGAAACAGACUGGCAGCCAGGCCUGUGGGGCCUACCUACUCCGCCCCAUUGCCCUUCCAGCGACGCAAUUUAACAAUCCAAGCGCCUAGAUACCAGCACAAGUCGGUUAAUCCCUGUCUGGACUGAGCCUGUGUUGGCUUCUGAACUGGAAUUUUGCAGCUAACUCAUCCAAGACUAGAACCUUAGGUAUUGGGGAGUUUUAGAUGGACUAAUUUUAUUAAAGGAUUGUUUUU